AAGCCAUCGCGAGGUUUGGCUGGACCAGACGAUUGUACUCGUGACUCCCAAACCUUAGGCUUCCAGGUGCUUUGAACUCCCAAUUCCCAGAAGCCUCAGCUGCUUUGGUCAGUUGUCAAGGAUCAAAACGUCCUGUAAUGCAUUCGUUUCCAACCUUGAUGUUUUGGACUUCAUCUCCCAGAAGCCCCGGCCGGUAUGAUCAAGGCUGUGGAAUUCUGGGAGUUGAAGUCCAAAAUUUGUAGUCGAAAGAGGAAGGAAAGGGACUUCUUUGGCUUCUUCGACCGCCCUUUGCGAUUCGCUGCGUUCAGCCAUACAGUCCUGGAUUCCUCUGCUGCCUUUUCUGAGAUGCUGACACUUUUGCAAUGCUAAAGAGGAAAAAGAAAUGUCAGAGGAUACUGUGAAGAAACCUCAAAAAGAAGAGAGUGGCUGUAUUUCUACAUACACACACAGUGAUAGUGGAUAGCAUGCAUUGAGUGCAUGCAGUAUGUGAUACUGGCAUUUUCCUUGCUGCCUAGAAGUGCAAUCCCAUGGCACAAGAGCUGCAGAAGGGCAGAGUUCACCAGUUGGGGCUGUGUCUGCUUUGCGGUUUACCAGCAGCAGGUAAAACAACAACAGGACAGGUACUGAGCCAAUCACUGAGGAAGCACAAAGGAUGGCAGUGUGUUCUUCUCACUUACGAUGAUCUCAUUCCUAUGGAGGCGUUCACCCAAAUGAAGGAACUAGAGGAACAGCCGUCUUUGAUGGGUAGCUGGAGAUUAUACCGUCAUGAAUUAUUGCUGUGCCUUGAACACUUCUUCCAAACUCAUAUUAAAGGAUGCCAUUAUUCUCCUCCUCAAAACAUAACUGAAACAACAUGGGAAAGAUUUGUCUGCUGUUUGAAAGAGCAAGGAUUAAUAACAGUGGGAAGAGAAGACUCUGCAUCUUGUCAAUAUUUAAUAGAUUUCACCUCUCCCAGUCCAAUAUAUUUUGUUUUAGAUGACAAUUUUUAUUAUCGGAGUAUGAGAUAUGAAGUAUACCAGUUAGCUCGCCAGUAUGCACUUGGCUUCUGCCAGGUAUUUCUAGACUGCCAAGUUGAGGUUUGCUUGGAGAGGAACAGCCAGAGGAAACAACCAUUACCUGAAGAAACCAUACAUGCAAUGGCACAGAAAAUAGAAUGCCCAAAUCCAGAGAAGUAUGCAUGGGAGCAUAACAGUCUUAUUCUGAAGAGUGUGGGAUAUGCAUUAGAAGAUAAUCUUCAAAUGCUAGAUUUGUUGUCUGCUGCUUUGGAAAAUCCUAUGAAACCCUUGGAAGAGAAUACAGAACUGAAGGAAAUGGAUCGAGCUAUUUGUGCAACCAGUGCUCUUCAUCAGGCUGACCAGGCUGUCAGGCGAAUAGUGUCACAAACAAUGAAGAAUGCUAAAGAUUAUAAUGUUGCUUCGCAUGAGCUGAAGAGCUUGGCAGAAGAGCUCAACAGGCUGAAGCUGGAGUUCUUGGAAGGCUUAAGACACAAAUCUAACAAAAAAAAUCAGUGUUGUCUACAAAAUAAUACAUUUAAUAUAAAUGUAACAUCUUCAUUCAGCCAAGAGGCAGAUGACGUUGUUAAAAAGUAUUUAAAUAAAAAGUAGCAGCUUUCUGGCUUUGAA
Molecule: messenger RNA, 1622 nt
Organism: Anolis sagrei ordinatus
Lineage: Eukaryota; Metazoa; Chordata; Lepidosauria; Squamata; Anolidae
Gene: PSTK
Product: phosphoseryl-tRNA kinase
Molecular function (GO): tRNA binding; kinase activity
Source: RefSeq, a predicted model, not a curated record